CAACUCUCCCCAACCACGCCGAGCCCCACAGACGGGCCAGAUAGCCAUGCACCCACACACAGCACUUCCGUGAAGAGCACUACCCCGCUGAGCGCCCCGACUACAGACAUUCUUCCCCCAAGUACUCUCCCUGGGGGAAUGCACAGCUCCACCACUACGCUCAGCACUCAAGUCAGUGAUGGGAGUGUAGCCACAGGUUUUACCAGUUCUCCUGCAGGUGCAACACCCAUCCCUCCCUCACAGGCCACUACCACCAUCAACAUUGCGACUUCAACCACGCCAUCCGCGAGCACUCUCUCCAGCGAGACACACAGCCCCACAACUGCACACAGCCCCCCAGCAGAUACAAACAGUACAGUAGGCGAUCCGACUUCAAACACAGCAUCUACAAGUACUGCCUCGCCUGAAGUUCAAGUCUCCCCAACCACGCCGAGCCCCACAGACGGGCCAGAUAGCCAUGCACCCACACACAGCACUUCCGUGAAGAGCACUACCCCGCUCAACGCCCGAACUACAGACAUGCUUCCCCCAAGUACUCUCCCUGGGGGAAUGCACAGCUCCACCACUACGCUCAGCACUCAAGUCAGUGAUGGGAGUGUAGCCACAGGUUUUACCACUUCUCCUGCAGGUGCAACACCCAGCCAUCCCUCACAGGCCACUACCACCGUCAACAUUGCCACUUCAACCACGCCAUCCACGAGCACUCUCUCCAGCGAGACACACAGCUCCACAACUGCACACAGCCCCCCAGCAGAUACAAACAGUACAGUAGGCAGUCAGACUUCGAACACAGCAUCUCCAAGUACUGCCUUGCCUGAAAUACAAGUCUCCCCAACGACGCCGAGCCCCACAGACGGGCCAGACACCCAUGCACCCACACACAGCACUUCCGUGAACAGCACUACCCCGCUGACCACCCCGACCAUAGACAUGGUUCCCCCAAGUACUCUCCCUGGGGGAACGCACAGCUCCACCACUACGCUCAGCACUCAAGUCAGUGAUGGGAGUGUAGCCACCGGUUUUACAACUUCUCCGGCGGGUUCAACACCCAGCCCUCCCUCACAGGCCACUAGCACCAUCAACAUUGCCACUUCAACCACACGGUCCAUUAGCACUCUCUCCAGCGAGACACGCAGCCCCACAACAGCACACAGCCCCCCAGCAGAUACAAACAGUACAGUAGGCAGUCUGACGUCGAACAAAGCAUCUGCAAGUACUGCCUUGCCUGAAGUACAAGUCUCCCAAACCACGCCGAGCCCCACAGACGGGCCAGACACCCAUGCACCCACACACAGCACUUCCGUGAACAGCACUACCCCGCUGAGCGCCCCGACUAUAGACAUGCUUCCCCAAAGUACUCUCCCUGGGGGAACGCACAGCUUCACCACUGCACUCAGCACUCAGGUCACCGAUAGG
Molecule: messenger RNA, 1416 nt
Organism: Python bivittatus (Burmese python)
Lineage: Eukaryota; Metazoa; Chordata; Lepidosauria; Squamata; Pythonidae
Source: RefSeq, a predicted model, not a curated record